This is a messenger RNA of Linum tenue, 1056 nucleotides long. Lineage: Eukaryota; Viridiplantae; Streptophyta; Magnoliopsida; Malpighiales; Linaceae. The record is from the annotation of a GenBank genome assembly.
AUGGAAGAAGCUUUGAGGAGGCUUAACGGAAUGAGCUCUCCAGACCCCAACCCUACCGCCACCAACCCACUUCACCACCACCACGGCGUCCCCACCACCACCGCCGCCAAGAGGGCCAUGAAGGAAGCCGCCACAUCCACCGGCACCAUGAGGUACCGUGGGGUUCGGAGGAGGCCGUGGGGCCGGUACGCAGCCGAGAUACGUGACCCGCAGUCCAAGGAAAGGCGGUGGCUGGGCACCUUCGACACCGCCGAGGAAGCCGCCUGCGCCUACGACUGCGCCGCCAGAGCCAUGCGCGGCCUCAAGGCCCGCACCAACUUCGUCUACCCUUCUCUCCCUCCCACUCCCACUCCAACCCACAACCACAACGACACCACCACUUUCCCGCCUUUCAGCCAUUUCUCCAAACACCUCUUUGCCGCCACCACUCGCCCCAACCACAACCACAACCAUUCCUUCUCUUCCUCCCUCGCCAGCUGGACACCGCACCCACUCCUCGCCUCCUCCGACCACCACCACCACCACCACCACUUCGCCGCCACCUCACCUCCCCCGGCCCAAAGGAGGCGCAACAAAGCCCCCGCUCCUUCGGCUGACUUCCUCCAUUUCCCCGAGAGAGCCGUCACCGUGGCGAUCGCUCCUCCUUCCUCCGCUCCAUCCGCCACGCCGGAACAUGUUGAGGAGGAGGAGGAGGAGUAUCUGGAGUUCUUCCCUCAGGAGCCAUCUGGGUCGGGGCUGCUCCACGAAGUCGUCCGGGGGUUCCUGCCCAAGCCGGAGAAGAAGCCUUCCACCACCGGUUCUCAGCAGGCGGCGGCGGGCAAGAGUGAAAUGGUGACGGCUUCCUCGUACUAUGACAUGGGAAGGUACGAUGAGCAAGUGUUGGGCAUGGCGGCUGCUGAGAAUCGUGUUGGGUAUGGGAACUUGUACGACAGUUAUUAUCAUCGUCAGGAGGAGGAUAACUAUGCUACGACGACGCCGUACUAUCCGUAUUAUCCGUCGGAUUUGGUCAGCGCGCUGGCGGCCAGGGGUCAUCACAACUACGCGUGUGAUUACUAG